Molecule: messenger RNA, 3198 nt
Organism: Daphnia carinata
Lineage: Eukaryota; Metazoa; Arthropoda; Branchiopoda; Diplostraca; Daphniidae
Exons: 6
Coding region: 170-3061 (963 amino acids)
Source: RefSeq, a predicted model, not a curated record
GCCACUACAUAACAUCCGCGGACUUGGCAGUAGCAGCAGAACAAGUGCCAAAUUGUUCUAUUCCACAUCUCGACCACCGAGCUCCAUUACUCGUCGCCAAUCGCAGCAGCCAAGGAUUUCCUACAUUUUUGUAGUACGGUAACGUUGAAUAGGAGAGUUGAAAUAAAAAAUGAGGCGGGCGAAUAGGCCUCCAAAUGGUGUGUUCCUGGCCGGCUUAGUCGGAUUAGCUGUCGUUUUCACUUGUGGCUUCAUCUCGACCGCAGUGGCAGCGCCGUUAGAAAAUGUUGAAUCGUCUUUGUCCGAUGAGAUGAUGACGAUUCACAAAGUUGGUCGUAGGUGGAUUCCCGUUCGAGUAAGAAUCAAUCACGAAGAAGAGACAAUUUGGUCGGUUCCAGUUUCGACACACGGUGAUCACCAUGAGCUGGAGACACUCUACGAUUUCAAAGCUGGAAUUGCAGUUUAUCGGGCCGAAGGUGAAAACAUCUGCUACGUUGAACAGUUGGCUGACCUAAAAUUCGAUCAACAAUUGAAGGCCAUUAAGGAGCGAUCGCUUCACAAAUUGUUCGUCAGACAGGCGCCGCGCACGUUAUACAUCGUCAAUGCAACGACGGAUCUGACCGAUGCGCGAUUAAAUGCCAUCUGUGAAGGAAGAGAAAUCCACAUGUUGAUCAGCGAUCUGGAACAAGCAACUCAACUGAUGGAAGAGAACAGCGAGACGCCCAAAGUGAGAUCAAAGAGAUCAGCCCACCCGCCGCAACAGACUUCACGAUCGGAGUCUUCGAGCUCCUGGGAAUCCUCCUCAUCUAGCAGCAGUAGAAACGGACAACUCCAGACUUCCAGCAAUUCGGAGAAGUCACAGAGUUCAUCUACCGACCAGUCUGGUACCAAGAAUCACAGACGCUGGGAAACUGCCAGUGCAUCCAGCACCAAUGGACCUGGCAAAGGACCGGUGGCUUGGACUGGUCCCAUUCCUCGUGAUGCGACCGUCACUCAAACGGCCGGCUCAUCUCAGAAAACGUAUACGUGGAAGGUGACGGAUGCCAACGGUUACACGACUACUCACACGUAUACAGGACCACUGGGACCCGACAGAACUCCCGUUCGAAUCCAAAUGCCUUCAGAGCUGGACGUAGGUGGUCCGAGUCCCAGCAGUUCGAGCCGAUCGUCCAAUGCUCAGACUGGGCCCAUUCCCCGCGAUGCGACCGUCACUCAAGAGGCCGGAUCAUCUCAGAAAACGUACACGUGGAAAGUGAAGGAUGCCAACGGUUACACGACUACUCACACGUAUACGGGAUCACUGGGCCCCGACAGAACUCCCAUUCGAAUCCAAAUGCCUUCAGAGUUGGACGUAGGUGGUCCGAGUCCCAGCAUUUCUGGCCGCCGACCUGUCAGUUCAUGGACUGGUCCCAUUCCCCGCGAUGCAACCGUCACUCAAGAGGCUGGAUCGUCUCAGAAAACGUACACGUGGAAAGUGAAGGAUGCCAACGGUUACACAACGACCCAUUCGUAUACAGGCCCAUUGGGACCCGACAGAACUCUCGUUCGAAUCCGAAUGCCUUCAGAGCUGGACGGAGGUGGGACGAAUACCAGCAUUUUGAGCCGAUCGUCCAAGGCUUGGACUGGACCUAUCCCUCGCGACGCUACCGUCACCCAGACGCCCGGCUCUUCUCACAAGACGUACACCUGGAAGGUGACGGACGCCAACGGCUACACGACGACUCACACGUAUACGGGAUCGUUAGGAGCUGACCGAAUACCCAUUCAAUUGGACUUGGUUUCCAAUACAGCAGCCAGUAGUCUCGAGCGGUCACGAACGCAACAACCAACUCGCCAUCUUGUUGCUGAAUCACGCACUUUCGAACAACAGCAAUCUGCAAUUCAACAACGGCAGCAACAACGUCAACAGCAAUCAUCGGCAUCCCAGUUGGCUGACUGCACCUCGCAGGAACAAAAGCAACAGCGUGGAGCCAAUAUCGAGGACCAACGGCGUGCGGCUCACCAAGAGGAAGAAUAUUCCCAUCAAGAAUGGGAGCGUCAUGAAGAGCACGAGCCAGAAGAAGAGAUCGGUCAAGUUGAGAGUCAGCAAGUACUUCGUGGACAGAAACAACAACGUCAACAGCAAUCAUCGACAUCCCAGUCUUCUACCCGAGGUUUGCAGCAGCAACAGCGUGGAAUCAAUGUCGAAGGACAACAACGUGCGGCUCACCAAGAAGAAGAAUAUUCCAAACAAGAAUGGGAGCAUCAGGAAGAGGACGAGCUAGAAGAGGACGAUCAAGUUGAAAGACAGCAAGUACUUCGGGGAGAGAAACAACAACGUCAACAGCAAUCAUCGUCAUCCCAGACGUCUAACCGCAGCUCGCAGCAACAAAAGCAACAGCAACAGCGUGGAAUCGUUACCGAGGAACAACGACUAGCGGCUCGCCAAGAAGAAAAUUCCAAUCCAGAAUGGGAGGGUCAGGAAGAGCUAGAAGAGGUCGGUCAAAUUGAAAGACAGCAAGUACUACAGGGACAGAAACAACAACGUCAACAGCAAUCAUCCACAUCCCAGUCUUCUAACCGCGGCUCGCAGCAGCAAAAGCAACAGCAUCAAUCCGUUACCGAGGAACAACGACGGGCGAAUCGCAAAGAAGAAUAUUCCGGCCAAGAAUGGGAGCGUCAGGAAGAGCACGAGCCAGAAGAGGUCGGUCAAGUUGACAGACGGCAAGUUCACCGGGAACAGAAACAACAACGUCAACAGCAAUCAUCGACAUCCCAGGCGUCUAACCGCAGCUCGCAACAACAAAAGCAACAGCAACAGCGUGGAAUCAUUACCGAGGAACAACGACUAGCGGCUCGCCAAGAAGAAAAUUCUAAUCAAGAAUUGGAGCAUCAGGAAGAGCACGAGCCAGAAGAAGAGGUCAAUCAAGUUGAGAGUCAGCAAGUACUUCGGGGACAGAAACAACAACGUCAACAGCAAUCAUCGACAUCCCUGUCUUCUAACCGCGGCUCGCAGCAGCAAAAGCAACAGCAUCAAGUCGUUACCGAGGAACAACGACGGGGCUCGCCAAGAAGAAAAUUCUAAUCAAGAAUGGGAGCGUCAGGAAGAGCUAGAAGAGGUUGGUCAAGUUGAAAGACAGCAAGUACUACCGGGAACAGAAACAACAACGUCAGCAACAGUCAUCCACAUCCCAGUCUUCUACCCGAGGUUUGCAGCAGAAA